Messenger RNA from Eucalyptus grandis, 1314 nucleotides. RefSeq lists its product as uncharacterized. The transcript has a single exon. Bases 82 to 1083 code for a protein of 333 amino acids. The record is from RefSeq and is a predicted model, not a curated record. Lineage: Eukaryota; Viridiplantae; Streptophyta; Magnoliopsida; Myrtales; Myrtaceae.
AAGUCGGGUCGAACCGUAUCAAAAAUCAAAUCACCUGCCUUCAUCUUCGACUGAGCUCUCCAAGAAAAGCUUUCAAGAAACAUGGCGCCGCCCCCCGCCGCCGCCGCCCGCCGACGCGGAGCCGCCGCCCUCACCGCCCUCCUCGGGACGCUCGCCCUCGCGCUCCUCGGCCUCCCCGACGGCGCCGCCUGCGUCCCCGUCGAGGACCUCGACGCCGCGCUCGCCGCCCUCCGCGCCGGCGGCUACGGCCUCGCCGCCAACGCCGUCGCCGCCUCCGACCUCCGCCUCGACCUCCUCGCCGCCGCCUCCGCCACCCUCUUCGCCCCCGUCGACUCCGCCCUCUUCGCCCUCGGCAUGGCCCUCCCCGCCCCGGCCUACCUCUCCGCCCUCCGCUCCCACGCCGUCCCCCGCCGCCUCUCCGCCGCCGACCUCCGCCGCGUCCUCUCUUCCUCCUCCUCCGGCCCCGCCGUGGUCGUCCCCACCUUCCUCCCCUCGCGGUCCCUCCGCGUGACCGCGGGCCGACAUCCCGACGAGAUCGCCGUGGACGGCGUCGAGGUGGCGGCGCUCGGGGUUUUCUACGGCCGCGACGUGGCGGUGCACGGGCUCCGCGGCGCGCUGAGCUUACGAUCUCAGCCGACCGACGGCGGUGCUCUUCCUCCGGUGCUCCGCCGUCACUCCGGUUCGAUCUUUGUCCGGGUCCCCAAGGUUGCUCCGCCGUCCAGCCACGUGAAUGAUCAUUCAGGUCGGCGCUCUGCCAACCUCACUGAUUCGUCGCCUCCGGAACGGCAAGAGAGCUAUCCGCCGUCGCCGGAGAUUCGACCCUUGUCGGCCCCUUUGCCCGCCCCGGCGGAGAUUAGUUCUGUUGCUCGAGUGGGUGAGGACGGCGACAGCGACUGGAGAGGAAGAUAUGGGCUUCCAGCUGAUCCGGCACCGACCAUGAUGCCGCUGUUUGACGACGGCGUCGGCGAAGAAGAGGGUUCACUCGAGAUAUCCGAGCCUUUCGACGAUGAGGAAACCAUGCCCGCUGACGAAUUCUUCGACGACGAUGAUGAGUUUUGGGACGAAGAUCCCCUUCUGCCUUGAUGGCCCGCCGGGAAAUGGGGGAUGCAUCCCGCCGACGGCGACCGGUUACCUCUGGAUUUUGUCAAUUUUUUGGCCGAGUUUUUACGUAGGAUUGAUCUUUUCUUGUUCUCAUUUUUUUGGUCCCUUUUCACAAUUUCCCUUUCCUUUCCUGGGGACAGAGGACUGAUUGUGCAUAGAAAUUUCUGAUCACAGAAGAAUGUAAAUUUCAUUAGAAAGGUCGCGAUUCACAGC